AUGGUCAUGAUCUUUGAUUCUUUGCACGAGUGCACGAAUAUGGACUACGACCGCAUCAACCAGCUCGUCGCCUUCUUUGAUCAAGCACUUCGGCAGGAUAGUAGUGGUCGCCUCCAAAUCUUGGUUACCAGUCGCCCCUAUGUCCACAUCCAAGCCGCUAUAAACAGCUUGAAAAGCCCACUUCUCCCCCUGAAAAUGGAAGACUUCGACCCUAAAGAAGAUAUCGAACUUUUCCUUAGAUCCUCUCUGCUUGAAAUCAACCAGGCCCAUCCACCCCUCUCCUUUCAGCCAUGGCCAUCCGAUGUCGAGUUCAGGCUGUUGGUGGACAAGGUUGCUCACCGUUUCAUCGUCGCUGCUACGGUCAUACGGCUACUCCGCCAGAAGGACCCGGCGGAGCGCCCCUCCUUCUUAGAUUCCCUCCUACAGAAACAGGACCUGAAUAAUAUCGAUGAGUUAUACCACCAUGUCAUCUCCUCAUCAUCCCACAGCGCUGAAGCGGCGCCACUCCUCGCCCUCGUUCUCAAUUUAUCUUCGCCCCUUUCCGUGAAUGACAUCUCCCGGUUGGUGGAGUACGAUGUUCGACCUAUUCUUGACUCCGUAGCAUCCAUCAUUUCUGUCCCAGGAAUAGAUUCAUCGUGCGAGCCCGUUGCAGCCUAUCACACGACCCUUCGCGACUUUUUAUCAAACCAGAAACGAUCAAGAGGGCUGUACUCAGACCCCGCGGCAGUUCACUGCCGGCUGGCGUCUGCAUGCUUGGAUCUGAUGAAUCGCUUGCUUCACAAGGACAUAUGCCGCCUCGGCGAUUCCUCCCGUUUGCAUUCUGACAUCCAGGAUUUUGGCGUCAGACGAGACGCGGCCGUAUCUCCGGCGCUUCGAUAUGCUGCACUUCAUUGGAUGCAUCAUUUUUGCCAGGCAUCGCGUCAUGACGGAACGCAGCAACUUCUCCUUUCCUUCGUCCAAGAGCAUCUACUUCAUUGGAUUGAAGCCCUAUCCGUACUAGCAGCCCUGUACACCUGCACUCUCUCGCUCUCUGAAGUGAUUCAAACUGUGAUGAUAGACCAAUCCUGGAGAGCGCCAUACGCCCAAGCGACCACCAUCUCCCUACUUUACGACGCGUACCGCCUGAUUCACGAGUUCAUGGAGCCAAUCAAACUAUCUUCUCUUCACGUCUACGAUACGGCGCUCGCUUUAUGUCCCGUGGACAUUCAACUUCGUCAAGUUUAUCAGAAGGACGUCAAAAAUGCGAACACAUUCUUGAUAGAUGGACUAUCUAGAAAAUGGAGCUGCGUUCUCCGGACGAUCGACUUCCCGAACGGAGUCGUACGCUGUCUUUCGCAUGACGGGCGCUUGGCAGCAGUGGAGCGGCCAGGCUUGGGACACGCAGACAACGUUAUCGAGCUGUGGGACAUCGUUGCUGGAGGCAUGAUAUCCUACCAACACGUACCCAACUCAUCCUUCCCUGUCCGUUACGCCUUCUCACGCGACUGUUCUUGUCUCGUCUACCACUCCUCUACGUGGCACUGCGUAAAGCUCUGGCUUCUCUCAGCUCGUGAUGUUGUCUCUGUUGAGGCACCAAGUGCAUCAUCCGUGGCCAUUUCAUCUGACGGUCGCACACUUGCGUGGCACAGUGAAGAUAGCCGAUCUCUGACUGUUGCAUCGAGAGAUGCUGUUCGCCCAGAUUUCACUCUCCCAACAUUCGAGAGGCAGCUUUCGAUCUCGGAGGCACCCAUGUCCGCGAGGUUUCGCCUAUCUUUCUCACCAUCGGGCCGCCGGCUCCUUGGACACGAUGGUACCAAAAUUCGGGUCUGGAGCACCAGUACCGGAGAGCUAAUUUGGCGAGACAGCGGCGAUGAAAGGGAUUACUACACUGCCACCGAGGACGAGAAGUACAUCAUCCGUUUGAGGCAAAAUCAGGCGACAGACAGCAACGUUUCUGAGAAGCUGGAGUGGCAGUUCUCCCCCGUCGACGAGAAGGAGAUAUCCCUUAGUGACCCGAGGAGCCAUAAGCUAGACCAUUUGAAGAGUCGCAGCGUUCAGCGGCUGAAGAAUAUCGUAAAAGAAGAGAUUAGACACGUCAAGCCUCCGUCAUACUAUAAGAUUGAGCGGUUCCCUGGGAAGGCCCUAGUCAAGAUUGACAGCGUGUGGUAUGCGCUGCGUCAAACGGGCGAAGAUGCAGGAAUAAUUACCGUAAAAAGUACGGAUUUUCUCCCUUUCAUCACCCCCGAGGGCAGUUUGGAGAUCAUCGACCCUUCGCUAUCAUCUCCUCUCCCACCAACACAUCACAACGCAUCGUCUAACUCGCAACUUCCCGCCAGGAAGGUCCUGCCUGACUGCAACGAACACACGCUUGUUAUGUACCAGUGCUGCGGAACGGGCAGGAAAGUGAACGUUACCAUCCGAACCGAAGAUGUCCGAUUACCAUAUUCUGACCCGGUCAGACUCCCAUCAAAGUGGCACAAAUCCAUUGUCUGCUCUCCAGACGGACGAUUUCUCGCGAACCGAUCAGACAAAUCUAUCAGCGUCUUUCGUGCACAUCCUUCACAGCAGCACAUUUUUACCGCAAACAUUGGCAUACACCUCGCCAAAUACAGCUUCUCCCCCAGGUCCACUUACUUCGUGCUAUUCGUCUCUGAGACUGGCGUGGCGCCGAGAGUCAGGCUGUGGCAGCUUGAUGGCGGAAUGGAGCUUGAACCAAUAGUGCUCGAUCCAGAGGCCGAGGUGAACCGAGAAGAGGAUCUUCAAGUCGCAUUCUCUCAUGACGAGAGUAAACUUGCGCUCGCUCGCUUCGUUAAGCUAGAGCCCAGUCAGCCCUUUGAAACCGAAGUGUCCAUCUAUCGACUUGACUCGGAUCAUCUCCCAGUAAAAGUAUGCCAGUUUAUUGCCCGCCUAUCUUUAGGCUUUGGAAAAAAUCUGGCCUUUGGAGACCAAGGCCGCCUGUCAAUCGCUGCACACUCUAUCUUAUCUAGCUAUAAUCAAGAAGCAAGAUCUACAUCAUAUCGCAUCGUUCAAGAAAUAGCCGAAUAUCUUAACAAACCACCAUCCAAGUUUCACCGCACUUCCUAUGAGAUGGAUCCUUCUUUCGAGGCGCGAGAAGUGAAGAUAUCUCCGUCCCUCAAUCAGCUAGUCGUCAGAGGUUUCCACCGAUCCAUUAACGACUACACGAUUUUAUUCUUGCAGUCACAAGCUGUCGAGCGUAGUCGGCGCCGACUGGAGCUUAUUCGACAAGACACCGGUGACACGCUCUACGAUACUGUCACCUGGUCUUCAAUUCGGCUACACUCUGAUGGCUGGCUUUGGAAUGGCUCACGCCAGCUCCGGGCGACGAAACUCUCGGCCAGUACGCGCAGACAGAUUACAUCCGCAAGUUGGGAGAUAAUAUUGUUAUAG
Molecule: messenger RNA, 3387 nt
Organism: Coniophora puteana RWD-64-598 SS2
Lineage: Eukaryota; Fungi; Basidiomycota; Agaricomycetes; Boletales; Coniophoraceae
Exons: 3
Coding region: 1-3387 (1128 amino acids)
Molecular function (GO): protein binding
Source: RefSeq, a predicted model, not a curated record